CAGCAUAGAGAGCAUGUCAAAGUAAACAGCUAGCAGUAAAAAGCUAAUUAAGUAGCAUUCAAGUCAUAAAUAUCUACCUGCUUUAAGUCAUGAGCUGGAGAAACAGGUGAGUAGGUGAAAACAGCAGAACAAAACAGACUCACACGCACUCUAAAAUUCAUACUAAAUGACUGGGUUGAGUAAAACACACAAAAGAGCACUUUGUUUUCACGUAUUUGUUAUAAAAAAGACUGAAAAAGCUGACAGUGGCGGCAGCAGCAGGUGGGAUGUUGCCUGGCAGUACCAUAGCAACACACAGUUUAUGACUACAGAGAAACAACGGCUACAGUGCGGGAAGCUCGCUAGUCAUUGUACUCUCAACGGUCGGUACCCACGUUGUACUUGAGGCGAGUUAACGGAAAAGAAACCGGAAAACUCACCUCGAAAUGAAUGAAAGCUUCUCUGUUUAAAACGUCUCCGGGGUUUACCUGAGCCACGGAGGCGGGAAGUCGCCGUCCAGACAGUCCAAAAGCGGAUAGAGAGAGAGGAGGGGAGAGCCUCACACCGCUGACCGACUAACGUCGUGUUCCUCCGCCGAGUUCCGGAGACAGACCGACUCGCUGCUGCGCGCGGAUGGCCGCUCGUGCUGCUCUGAUGCCGCCGUCAGGCAGUGACGUUGCUGCUGCUGCUGCUGCCGCCGUUGGCCUCGGUGCCGGAGACACUGACGUCGCGGUACCGCCGCCGCUUAAACACUGGCUCUUUGUGUGAGUUAAGAGGAUCCACACGUACCAUCCCGUAAGCUGUGAAGUUGUAGUCCUCUCAAAGUCACUUUACACUCAUAUUUUCAUUUCAGUGAACCGUUGGAAGGCGGAGAUGGCAGUUUUGGCAAACUUGUGUGCCAGUUUUCCUUGGCACCGAUGUGUGCUAGCAAACGUCCUGAGUAGUCUUUCUAUAGAGGUCAAACAAACUCACAAAUUAUGUUAUUAUGACUGUAAGUUUUCAUUAUAAGUUUAUCACUGUAGCAGUUUUUCAACUUUUCGUUUAUAGUCUAGCUUUACAAUAGGGGAGACUGGGGUAGGUUGAGCCACCCCCUGUUUCUUUGAAAUGGUAAAAGACUUUGAUCAUGUGACUAAAUAUUUAGAAGAUGGGCAUCAAUCAUAGACUGCAUAUGGACAACUUGGUUCCGCCUCCUGCCAUUAUACGGAUUUGAAGCGAAAAAGCGCUCAGUAUUUCCACGAUUUUUCUUCAUUUCCUGAAACCAACAUUGCACAUUAGCGUUGUGCGCAUUCGGCGGGAGAGUCGCUGUGAUGACGCUCGGCUCAAACAGCGUAUUCCCCGGGUGAGCUACGAAAUCCUUGUAUGCCCAUAGACUGUAUCAGUUGUCAAUCAUAGAAAACAUGAACCCCCUAAGAACUCUUAAAAACAGUUCUUUGGGGAACUACAUGUCAACAUCUCAAGCAGAGGGGAAAAAAAUUAUGUUCUGUGUAAUUAAGUUUGUCCACAGCUCCAUAAACUUUGCUGGCUGAGGCGGGAUUUAUGACCUAUACUGCAGCCCGUCACCAGAGGGUGCUGUUCUCGGAGUGGUUUCACCCAGCGAGGAGGCAGAUGGUGUCCAUUCUAAUGGCUACUAAUUGGCGACUAAUAAAGUCAAAAUAGUAGUUCUGGGGUAACUGAGAAAGUAAAGGAGUCUGAUGAGAGGAUCAGAGUUUGUGUUCAGAUUGUUGGAGACCUUUUUUUUUUUGUCAUGCUAUCUUAUCGAGACAGUUCUGUUUACACUCAUUCUGUUGGUUUGCAGGGAUGAACAACAUCCUGAAAUAUAUGCAGAUAAGCUCACAAAUUAUGUCAUUAUGACUUUAAGCUUUUUAUUUUAUAAGUUUAUCACUGCAGCAGUUCUUCAAUUUAUCGUUUAUAGUCUCGUUUGACAUACUAUUAAUUAAUGACCCAGUGUUAAUCCUCAGGCUCAUAAUCUGUUUUUUUUACUGCGUCUCCGUUUGCCCAUUAACUUUAUUUGCUUUUGUUUAAUUGAAAUUAUACCAGAUAAACUGUAUGUUAUUAGAGCGUAGAAGUAUCCUUUGUAGGGAUAAUUUUACAUUGUCGGAUCUCACAAGAUGUGAUAGAUAAAAAUAGUCUCAAUGGAUUCAGGGCUUUGGAUCUUAAAACACUACAAUUCCCAUAAUGCUCUUUUUACACCCCUUUCCUAGAUUUCUAGCUCCACCCACAUGGUCUUUACACUUUCUGCAUAAAACAGACCUUAUUAUUAUAAAAUCCAUCAUAAAACUGUCACUGCAGUCUGAGAUAAACUCCACAGAAAGUAUAAUCUGACAGUUUUAGGUGCUUUAAGUUAUGUCUGACAUUUGCUCUGAAUAUUAUGGUCAUAUGUAAGAAAGACGUCAGUCAUCUUGUAGGAUUAUGAUUGAAAAAUAACAUGAGACUGUGAGGUCGAAUACCAGGAAACUUCAGGUUCAGUUUAUCCAAACAUAGCCCACUGUAAUUACAGACUUGGAGACCAGCUAGAGGAACCAUGAAACACGGGGAUGGGGACAAAUGAUUUCAGAUAUCUAAUUUGCUCAAGCAGAGAGAGAAAAAUCUGACCGGUUUGACAGCAAAGAUUUAUGUUCUGCAGUAUUCACAUAUUGAUCGCUCAUUAGACUACAUCGAUGUGCGAGGACGAGUAAUUUUCUCCCCCGGGUCUCAAUUUAUUAGGACUGUUGCUUGUGUUUGUUACUGGUAUUCUUGUUGAGUCAAAACUUUACAGUGAAACCUUUUUCUGUGCAGCUUAUUAGCAUUCAAGUCUCGUCAGCCACAUGCAGACAGAUGUUUAAUUACAGCAUUUAUCCGCUAACUACUGCUACACUAUCAUUCAGCAGCCCAAUAGGAGCUUUCUGCCCAUUCAUGGGAGGACUGGAUCUAAAUGUAGGCUGGCUGUGGAGCUUGGCCAUCUUAGUAUUCUGUGCCCUUCCCUGCAGUCCCUUAUUGCAGUCAACUGCAGUUACAGUUGUCUCAGAGGAAUAGAGGGAACAAGGCUGUGCACAGGAAAAAAAAAGAGGCCAUGGCAGUAUGGAGGGUGAAUUAACAGAAGAUUUCUAAUCUUUGAAGAGAAGACAAGGUUCUGUUUUUUGCAGUUAAAGUAGCUUUAAUUCCAGCUAUAUGAGUUCAGGACACAGGGUAAAAUGAGCUAAAAUCACAUCACUUUUACAUUAGUACAUCUGCAUGUGAACAAAGAGGGUGUCUGUAAGGAAAUACCAAUAGUUAAGUUUGCUUAAAGUGCUUCCACAGACCUAAACACCCAAAUUAAAUCUUAAAUUUCCACUAAUUCCCAUUCUGUUUUUCUCAAUCUGUCAAAUAUACUCAUUUAAAAGUCUUGAGUUUCCAGUGCAGAGCAUCAAACACUGACACUAUCAUGUGUAUUUAUCAGAAACUUCACACCAUCAUCAUUAAAUCAUCAUCUUCAGCAGCAGCAGCAGCAGCAGCACAGAGGCAUCAUUAAACACCCCUGCAGGGUCUUUGCAUCCCAAUGAUAUACUGACAUAUGCUUAGGCGGCUGGAAGGAAAUCAUGGUUUAGAAAAUAUCUGUAUAUUUUGAGAGUUAAAGCUCCCUCAGUAUGGGGAUAUAAGCUUUGAAAGACAUCAUGUCAGAGCUGAGAGUGUCCCAUCAACAGCAGAUUUGUCUCAAUUAGCAGCAAAAACACUGGAAAGUUGUAAAAAAUAAUCCAUCAGCGAGGAAACAAUCUACCGCUGACAGAUUUCCUUAUAACACAGCAUGAAGACAGAAACAUGCACACAUAAACAACGCACAUAGCAGCUGAAGGAAACAUCCGUAUACUUGCAGAGCGGACAUUAUGAGGCCAUUUGGUGGUGAUAUUUUUAUGUAAGGCUGUAACUUUGAUCGAACAUCUGAUUCAUCACUUUGGCAGUUUUAUAAAUAGAAACUUCGCUAAUAGAAAACAGCUUCAGUGAGUCAGAGAUGAAAGAUGGGCUCGAUAUAACCAUAGCCUUCAGGUUGCAGUAACAAUUGAUAAUAUGAAAGAUUUAAAAAAAAAAAGCCGUUCAAAGCUGGAGGAUGGACUAUUUCAGCGCUCAUUACAUCACUUUGUGCUUAGGAAGCAAGAUUUUCACACCAGCUACUGAGAUUAACCUCUAAUUACUUUCUAUUCACAGCCACAGUGGAUACCCAUCAGUGAAGUGGAGCCUGCACUAGAGUUUAGGUGGUGGUGCUAAACUGAAGAGGAAGGUCAGUGUUUACAGAUUUUGCACCCAUGAAUCUUUUACUACAGGGUGACAGACGGAGAGACUCAGACAGAGCAGCAGAUGAACGGGAAUCCUUUUAUGCACAAAGCAGAGCCACUUUGCAUAACUGCCUCUCACAAAUGAAGCAACAAGAGAUUGGGCUUCACAAAACAAAACCUGGUUCACCAAAUGUCACUUUAAAGGGUCAGUGCAACUAAUACGCCACAUAUGCAGGGACGUUUUUAAUGCAUCAAAGUUUAGCGAGGGAAGGAGAGCAGAUCAGAGGAAUAGCAAUCAUUGUUUCUCCAUAAAAAACCUCCUCCUCCUCCUCUUCCUCCUCCUCCUCCUCCUUCAGUAACUGCAUCCAAACAGCGUUUUCCUGAGGCAUCAUCUGUUGUGCCCACUUGAGCGUCCCAUAUGUCUUGAUUUAUAAUUUAAGACAUCAUAAAUAUACAAUUCCUCCCCUGCUCGGACCAGACACGAGGAUCCAGCAACACUUAUCACAGUCUGUUGUGCUCGUUAAAUCCAGCAGGGCGUUGAGGUUUUAGAGGAGCGGUGUUGCUGGUGUAAUGCCUGUAACACCCAGCUGUUAAUUCAGACUGGAAAAAGGCAGAUAUCUGUCAGGCUAAUGGGAGACGGGGCUCGAGUUCUGGUUUUAUGGAGAUAAACUGUAGCCUCUCAGGAGGGAAGAGGAUGGAGAGGAGGUUAAAGAGCAGAACGGGGGCGGUCAAACUCUUUCUGCAGGAAAAACAACUCUUCAGAGUUGGUCUGAAAGGUGGAUUAGAGUCUGUGUUUGUUUAUGUGGCAGGAGGAAAAUGAAAACAUAUCAACAGAGUCAGACGGUGUUACAUGAGAGGGAGAGCACAAUCAGAGGAGCCUGGUUCUACUUUAAUGAUGUACAAAUAAUUAAAUAUUUUGAAUAUCAAGCAUCUGAAGUAGUAAAUGAACAUAAUAAGAGCCAUGACCCGGAGGAUCAAACCUGUCAAUUACAGCUUUAAUGUUUCCUUUUAUCGUUUCUGCUGUGAAACUUCUGAAUGAGGCAAUUUAGCAUUUAAUAUGAUUUUAUGGCUCUUUUGGAGGAAGAUGGUAUUUUGUUACUCUCCUGUGUGAGCGCUUCUUUCCCCUUCCACUCUCUUUGGUGCAUUUGCACAGGAUCACGUCUGCCCUCUCAUGGCUCUACCGAGUAAUAACACACAUUUGUUUUUUUUUAUGUUAAACAGGAUUCAUUCAGAAUUCACUGCAGCUGUGAGGGUCUAAAUUUAAAUAAGAGUGCCAUCACAUGUGGGUGUUUGUUUCUAAAUUUAGCAUGCAGCUGGUAUCUUUAAUUCAAUCCCAUUAUCAAAAUGUUUGAGUACAAAAGUCUGGAUGGGUUGUUGUGAUAGUUUUGCUCAGUGAUAGAGGUAGAAAGUACAGGAAUUAGUCAUAGUACAACAAAAGAAAAACAACCAAUCAGAGCUGUCCUUCUGGUCCCUGAGUUUGGGGUAAAAAAACAGCGGAUGACGCGUGUCCUUCGCCAACUUUACCCUCCUGUUUACACAAACACACAUUACUCCUACUCUCUGCUACAGAACAGGAGGCUGACAUAUUAGAGUGGUGUUAAAGCAGAGCAGGUAGACACACACACUCUCACUCACACACAGGAAGAGACGAGGGGAAACAUGGUUUUUAUGACUCUGCUCUGUCUGCUCCUACUGUGGCCUGGAUCUGCCGCUCUAAUGACUUCUCCAUUGGACGAGGUAGGUGGAAAAGCUGCGGGGCGAGCAGGAGCAGGAGCGCUGCGGUUAGUGAUUCCACUGCUUCUGCAAAGUCCAUUGAACCCUUCAACUUUAAACUGCUUAUCAUCCUGUUAGAAAAACCACAACCUGUAGAGAGUCACAACUGUGCCGGACUGGAGUUAAAAACUAACCUCUAAAACACUUUAUAUUGUCAUCCAGUGUUCAGGCCACAGAUCUAAGUUUAGCAACACAACUUUUAAAGCUGCUGUUUCCUAAAGAGCUAAAAACUGUGUUUUUGUUUGUCUCCUCUUAAAGCAUUUUCAUCACUCCUCCAGUACAAGGGACAUAGUUUCCUCUCCUGAUGCCUCAGGUACGUCUCUGAACACGGGGAAAGAAUCAGAAUCAGCUUUGUUGAAUCAGCACAUAGAGGGCCUGUGACUCUGGUUUACAGGGCAAACAGACACAAACAUACAAAAAGGUGAUAGAUCAGCAAUAAUUGGUGAAGGAAUCAUAAAUAAAACGACAGAGUUUUUGACAGAAAUGGCUUCAUAACAUUUACAGUAUGACAGUAAACUAUAGGAACAGUAUUUUUGGACUCGUAAAAGGCCUUUGGUACUAUCAGCUAUGACUUACUUUAGAUAAAUGAUAAAAACUCUAAAAUCUUUUCCAAACUAACUCUCUGUUGGUUUUAAUCACUUCUGGAGUCUUGUGUUCUGGGUGUACCACAAGGCUCCAUUCUGGGGUCGCUGCUGUUUUCUCUAAUGACCUCCCCAACAACUGUGUUUGCUGAUGAUGAAGUUAUUUAUAUUUAGACAAACGCUCCACUGAUGGCUGCAGAGUCUCUAAAACCGUAUGAUUGUGAGAUAACUGCUAAUCAGAGGGCGAUCCAUAAAGUAAAUAAGUUUAACAUCUAAGCGUUGUCUCAGGUUCUCAGUUAAGAUUUGAAGCACGUAUCAGAUGAAUAUUAAAACCAUCAAGACUAAUCUGAGUUUCUUUUGACUUAUAAGAUCUUGUUUACCCCUUCUGGCUAACUAUUUACACAUACAGUCUGUGAAUUUAUUAGACUUCUAUUGUCCAACUGUCUGAGGGCCGGGUUAGCCUAACAGUAAUAAGGACUAUGUUGUCAUUAUACAAACAGAGAAACCUUAAAUCACCGGGUCAAAAGUCACUGAUGGCACCUUUAUGAAGGUCUGUAUUGGGCUCUGACAUUUUAAUGUUAUUUUUUAUUUAUAAAUCUUGUUUUUAAGUGUGUAAACGGGUUUGCAUCAGUUACUCUUAAUUAGAUGUAAUAGUGCAUACAUAUAACAUCCCUGACAAAUAAAUGGUUGACUGAAUAAACAGAAUAAAUACAACAUAGUUGUGCAUAGUAACAUAAAGAACAGGGAGCAGCUAUAAAAGGUGAAAAUAUUAAUAAAGUUAAGUUGUUGAAUUUAUAUUUUGCCUCGCACCUUAAACAUUUUUUUAAAUAUGAAAAAUAAAAACAAAAAAAUAAAAAAUAAAUACAAUAAAAAAAGAAAUUAAAAGAAAAAAUAAAGAAAUAAAAUUUAAAAAAAAAGAUUUAAAAAAAUAAAAUAAAGAAAUAAAUGAGAUAAAAAUUGAAUUAAAUUAAAAAUAAAAAAAAUAAAAUUAAAAAAAGGAAGAUAAAAAAGUAAAAAUAAAUGAAUACAUAAAUAAGAUAAAAAUAAGAUCAAAUGAAAAAUCAAAAGAACAAACCUAUAACUCAUGUCAGUAUCAUAUAUCUCAUGUAACUUCAAAAACAGACACUUUAUCUAAAAUCUUGCCUCUGUUUAUUGUUUCUACUUUUCUUCUUCAGAGAUUACACGUUUGCGUCGAUCAGCUUCGAUCCCUGAUAUCACACAUCUGGAGCUGCUGGUGGUGGUCGGACCCGACGUCCAGGAGGUCCACAAGCAAGACACGGAGCGAUACAUCCUCACUAACCUUAACAUCGUGAGUAUGAGCACAAACAAACUCUGAAACGAGGGUUUUCUGAGCAGUUUGAAACCAAAUGUACAAACAAAAACACAGUUUCCAGCUCUUGAAGGGUUAAAAAGUGAACUCACAGCACAGGAAAGGAAAAAGCAGAACGAGCUGGAGAGAAAAUGAGAUGAGAUGUUAUAUGUUGAAGUGUUUACAAAGCCAGAUAUAGAAGCAGAAACAUUAUAGUCCUCUUACACCCCGCUCACUCUGGAAUAUGGAUUAGCCUGACUCCAAGUCUAAUUGCCAUCCAGGCCUCAGAGCUGCUGAGAGACAUGACCCUGGGUGCCAACAUGAGAGUGCACCUGGUCCGUAUGAUCAUCCUAACAGAACCAGAGGUAAGAGGAUCGAGUUUACGAGGGGGAGUCAUGAUUGAAGGAGCAGUUUUUGAGCUGAAAUCUCUUUAUUUUACUUUUACUCCUGCGGUUCCUCUUCCAGCCGGAGAUCCAGAUGUCCACCAACAUCACCUCGUCGCUCAGGAGUGUGUGUGACUGGGGCAGAAGGAUAAACCCCUCGAACGAUACAGACCCUCUUCACGCUGAUCUCCUCUUGUACAUUACAAGGUCUGUAGAGAAACCAGUCAGUUAGGAUAGGAUCAGACUGAGACAGGACUGGGUCUCUUUGUUCUACCUGAAGUCCCUUAAAGUAGUGCUGGAGGCAGACACCUCUUGUUUGUCUCUCCUCUCUCUGUGAUUUUCGUUGGUCACCUUUCACAUCACACGCAGGUACGACCUGGUGCUGCCUGAUGGGAAUAAGCAGGUCAGGGGUGUGGCUCAGCUGGGCGGGGCUUGUUCCAGUGACUGGAGCUGCGUGAUCACGGAGGACACGGGCUUCGACCUGGGGAUCACUAUCACUCAUGAAAUCGGACACAGGUGAAACAAAGUUCAACAUAUAACCAGGUAGCUGCUGUUUUAGUCGGUUCAAGUCAGGUUAACACGGAGCAGGUAAUAAGAUAGAUGAAGAAUAAAGCAGCCGGUGAAAUGAUGCACAGAGCGCUUCCCUAAAGGAUCCAUAACAUUUCCCCUCAAAUAGGUACAGAAUAUAAAGCUACUUUCAUAAAACCUCUGAUAUUUUAUCAGGAAAUUACAGACCCCAAAAAAUGAUGAAGAAGUGUAAUAUAUGAAGAGUAAAGAGUAAAUCACUCUGUAGAUAGAGAGCAGUAAGAACAGACAGUUUUAAUGAAGCGAACCCUCAGAGGAAAGAUUCUCAAAUUAACAUGCUGCGAGUGAAUCUGCUGCACGGUGAACAUCAAACUUUAAAUAUCACUGCUCUGUUUUUAAUGUCUGUUAGUAUAUAUCACACAAUAAAAGGAAAAGAGCAAAAGUUGAUCUUUUAACCAGGUUAAUUCAACAGAUUUCUGUCCUGUAACAAAUCAAAAAUCUCUGCCAGUUAAUUCUGCAGCUGAAAAACCAACAAGAGGAGUCGAUCCGGUAUAAAAAAGCAUCAGUACAAGCAUUUAAUUUAUUCUGAUGAACUGUCGGGUAGCUUUAGUCCUCCUUUUCACUACUUUGAGCAUUUCCUAUUUGUCUUUUGAAGUACUCAAACUAACGGCCCUUUCUUCUGGGGAGCUUUUAUAAAGACUGAAAAAAUCCGAGAGCCAUAAAAGAUAUUCAUUUGCUGCCGUUUGAGCAGUAGGGAUAAUCGAAUAAAGUGAAUCACACUGAGAACUGAGAGCAGCAAUAACAGAUCAUUUAAUGAAGCAAAUCCUGAGAGGAGAGAUUUUUCAGUUUAAUUGCAGCGAGGGUAUCUACUGCACAAUGAGAUGAUGAAGUUUAACGACCACAACUCCAAAUAAUCCACUUUUCAAACUUGAUUGUCGGAUUAAUGACUACACAUUUCAUUUUCCAUUCAUUCAGCUUUGGGAUCAACCACGACGGCGUGGGAAACACCUGCAGCAGGAGCGGCUUUAUGAUGGCGUCUGACGGAGGCUACAACAGCGUGGAUCUGACCUGGUCGCCCUGCAGCAGACAGCAGCUGUUCACAUUCUUCAGGUGGGCUCACCUGUGCAUGACAAAGCCUCUCAUUCAUCCUGCAGGCCGGGCUCUGCUGACAGAGCUUCUCAUUAUUUUACAUUGGUCAGCUUUUCUGACAUCCUCAGUGUGAGACGUUUGCCUGCAGAGGUCAAAGUUGAAUGUGUUUUGAUUGUGUUUGUGUUUCCAGGAAAGGUAAAGCAGAGUGCGUUAAGGACCUGCCCGCUCUGGGAGGCUCUCUGCAGGACUGGAAACCUGGACUUUAUUACGGCGUGGAUGAUCAGUGUCGCAUCGCUUUUGGAAACUCAGCCAGAGCCUGCUCUUUCACCAACCCAGACCUGGUGAGUCACCUGUAAUAGCAGCCUGUGUCCACCAGGUGGUGCAACACCUCCAAAAAAAAAAGCAGCAUGCCCACAUUUCAAGUCCUGUUGACAGAAUGAGUCUCCUUUUCCAUCAGCCGGCUUGCCGUGCCCUGUCCUGUCACAUAAACCCCGACGAUAACAGCUCCUGCAAACGCCUCCUGGUCCCGCUGCUGGACGGGACCGAGUGUGCGCCCAAUCAGGUACCCACAGCCCCCCCUGAUCAGUGAGUCGUUUUGCUGCAAUCAUUCCUCCACAGAUGACCGUGCAUAUUUGAAAUGAUGUGCUUGCAGUGGUGUCUGAGGGGGCGUUGUGUGUCCUUGGAUGAGCUGAGCUCCUCUGUGGUGGUGCACGGCUCCUGGUCCAGCUGGUCAGAGUUCACCCCCUGCUCACGGACAUGUGGUGGGGGAGUCACUCAUCGUACACGGAAGUGCAAUAACCCAAGGUUUUAAUUAUAGUUUAUAUGAUGAAGCAACGUGCACAGCCUGUAGACGACCUGAUUAAAGUGUGGCUAAAAGAUUUCCUCUGAAAUAUGACAGACCUGCUUUUGGAGGGGCCGACUGCGAGGGGCCGGAUAUCCAAGCCGGACUCUGUCACCAGCAGGUAAGCUCAGUCAGUCAGUACUGUGUGUCCAGGUGAUCAUUGUACCUGGAACUGUGCCACCGCUUUGACAUGAUCUUCUUCUGUGAGGAAUGAGCAGCCUGAGCUCAGAGAAUGAGGAGGAUUGAUGGGACGACCCAGAGACUCCGAGGCACAGAAGUCAUUUUAAAGUUCGACCAUGAGCUCGGGGCAAAGUGAACUAUUCUGAAAAUCAAUUUGAGAUAAAAGAAAACGUCCUGCCCAGACUGCUUUAUGGGGGAUUUGGGGGGAAGUGGGUUCAGGUCUGACUCUGAUGGAUUCAGAUGCCAUCUGGGAAAGUAAAAAGGAAACUGUUUUUGCAGCCGUGUGAGCGCACCCAGCUGGAUUUCAUGGCGGAGCAGUGCUCUCAAACAGACUCCCACCCUCUCUACCUGCAACCUCACAUCGCCUCCUUCUACACCUGGAUCCCUGCUGUGGGCUUCGCAAAAGGUGAGCGUGGAGAAAACCUUUUCUUGUCCACUUGGUAAAAGGGACAGGUUUUUGAAGUGAGGUUGUCUGAGGUGAUCGAGAAACCAGGUGGAGAAUGAGUCUAGAGAAGUUUGAAGCGGGUCUGUUCUGACUGCUGUCCAGUUUCCUUGGUUGACCUCUCUGUGUUUAGAAAUGCUCUCACUCAACCUCGCUUUAAAAACUACAAACUAUCCCUUUAAGCGGUGUGACCUCUCCUGAUCACUAACAGGGGAUGAACAGUGCAGAUACACGUGCCAGUCCCAGGGGGAAAACUUCAUCGUGAUGCGGGGGUCUCAGUUUGUGGACGGGACUCGCUGUGAACCCGACGGCCCGCCUCCAUUCGGCUCCACGGCGGCUUGUCUGAAAGGGAAAUGUCAGGUAGAGACGACAGAGGCGGGGUCUCCCUUCACGCUUUAAAUCCAGUGGAAUACUUUUCUGAUGUGUUGUUUGUGUCUGAUCAGCUGUUCGGCUGUGACGGUGUGAUGCACUCUGGGAAAGUGAGGGAUGUGUGUGGCGUGUGCGGUGGACAGGGGUCAUCCUGCACUAUGACCUCUGGUUCCUACAGCGGUGGUCAGGCCAGAGGUAACCAAUAAGAAGGCCUCAUUAUGACCUGAUCUGAGCUCUGUCUCUGUACUGAGGUCGUUCUUUGUUUCAGAGUACACCACCUUCCUCACUCUGCCAGUGAACGCCACACAGGUCUAUAUCUUCAACACGGCGCCACUCUUCACACACAUGGGUGAGUGACAUCACCUGAAUCCUCCUCCUAAAAGUCGGAUAAGCGGCUUUAAAACUCGAUCUUGUCUUUGAAAUUUGGAUCCGCAGCCGUGAAAGUCGGGGAUGACGAGUACGUCGUGUCUGGGAUGGGCAGCAUGGCGCUGAAUAUGACCCACCCCUCCCCGCUGGAUGACAACCACCUGCAGUACCGCCUCUACCUGACCCCUGACCUUUUACCCGAGAUGGAGGAGCUGCAUCUGCUCGGGCCGCUGCAGGAGGAGAUAAACAUCCAGGUCAGGCAGAGGACAGAUCUGAAGAACGGUCUAAUGUCUGAAUGAAGAGGUGAAUAAAGUGAAACUCGUUUAUUCGCAGGUUUAUCGAAAGUACGGCAAAGAAUACGGCAAGAGGACAAACCCGAGCAUCAACUAUCAGUUUUACACACCGAGGAGAAAUAGUGACGUGAAAGAAGUUAAAGGCAAAUGGGCUGUGUUCACGACGCCCUGCUCAGCCUCCUGUGGAUUAGGUACGUGUUUCUCAGCUACAGAAUAACUCGCUGAAUCCCAAUUUGGUGAACAAAUGGAAACAGAGAAGGGACGUUUAUGAAAUAUCCUGAAAGAGCAUCCAGGAGGCGGUAUUUUUACAUCCAUAUUUACUGUUUUAAAGGUGUGCAGAGAUAUUUUCACGUCUGUGUGGCUGAAGACACUAACAACCCUUUGGAGGAGCACAACUGUCCGACCCCGGCUCCUCCCACACCUCCUCACACGACCUGUCAGCUCCCACCCUGUCCCCCCAGGUGAGCUGCUUCUCUCUGUUCUCUCCCAGUGGACGGACCUCAAACGGGAACACAUGAAUGAUUCAUUACCUUACAGGUGGGAGGCGGGGAUGUUUGGGCCCUGCAGCGCCUCCUGUGGUGGAGGGGAGCGAGUGCGUCCUGUGAGAUGUGUUCAGAAACUUGGAGCUGACGUGGUGAAUGUUCCUGACUCUGAAUGCUCGAGUGAUGACGCUCCAGAUGCUGCAGAGAAGUGUAACCUGCAACACUGUCCUGCCAGGUAGGAAGUCCCUGAUCUACACGCGGUUAUCUUCUAGACCUGGUUUUAAAUCUCGAACCACUAGAUUCAACUUAUCAAACUCUGCACUCUGGCAGCACUGCAUUAAAAAAAGAAUAGGACUCAGUGGUGGAAAUCUUUGCAUGGAGCAGAACCUUUCUGCUAACACAGUUUGAACUAAACCAUGCAAAGAAGAAACCACAAACAAACAUGUUUCAGCAACUUCUCUGGACCCGAAUCCAGCGAUGAUGAUGAUGGAAAACUCAUUACAACAGCAUGGCUCUUAGAGCCGGGCGAUAUGCCCUCAAAUCAAUAUCACAUAUAUUGAUCAGUUCACCUCAAUAACGAUAAAUGGACGAUAACUACUCCACAAGCUGCUCACCCCCUCCCACAGUAACUUCGUCUACUUCAGCCGCUCCAACUUUCUCUCCGUCCUCCAUCUCCUCACCUGUCUUUCCCUCUUUGUUACAGACUGGAUGGGGUGGAGUCAUGUCUCUGACGUAGGACAGCGUCUUAAAGAGACAUGAGACCACAGCCUACCUACACACAUCCAAAACCAACUUUGAUUUAUUUACUUUUUUGACACUGAAUAUACUGAUAUGGACAAAAUGAUGUCGGUUAUUGUUGUAAAUUUUGGGUUUAUCGUCCAGCCCUAAUGGCUCUGUAGUAGAAGGGUCCUGCUGAGACACUAAACUGAUGCAGUCCCGACUUGUACCCUGUUAAAAACAUUUGGAGCAUCUUGACACCUAAAACAGGACCUAUAUCCAUGACUUUUAGACUCCAGAACCUGGUCUUCAGGUCUGUGACACCGGCAUCAUAAUAUCAUAUCUAGAUAUAAAUAUGAUAUUUUAGAUAAAGAUAGAUAUAGAUAUCAUUAAUUAAACUAUGGAAGUCUUUAGUUUCAGCAUUAGAUCAAUUAUCUGCACUGUUUCAAUUAAAUCUCAUAUUUAACAAACGAAGUAUGACUGAAGUUGUCUUAUGUCAGUUUAGAUGUACAGUAGAUGUCAUUUCUGAAUAAAGGUUGAAUGUUUGAUUACUAAACUCAGAAGGUGCAUGAGUCACGUCCUAAUCUGUGGCUGAAGGAGGUCUUUGAGAAGUCUUCCUGCGUCCUCUAUCAGCUGCCCUCAUGUGUGUUCACAGAUGGCUCGUGUCAGAGCCAGGUGAAUGCUCAGCGGUGUGCGGGCCAGGUGAAGCUAAACGCCAAGUGUCCUGUGUGCGUCCAGAAGACGGGCAGGACGUUGAAGUGGAUCAGAGCUUCUGUUCGAAAGAGAUCAGACCCUCUGAGUCGGUGCCCUGUGUGGUGGACGUUUGCCCGAUCGGGUGGGAAUCUAAAAAAGAGGUAGAGCAGGAAAUACAUAAUCUCUUACUCUCAUUUCAAACAGUGGAUCUGGUCUAAACAAACGCCUCUUUAAUCAGGAUCAGCCCGCGCUCAAGUCUGGUUUGUCGCCACGUUCCAGACAGACUCCUGUGUACGUGUGGAGUCCUGUGAUCAGUCAGUGCUCCAAAACCUGUGGGAACGGUACGUAAAAAAUACAAACCCAUCUGCUCCAAGAAACAACAUCUCCUCUGCAGAUGAUGUCAACAAAAGCCUGAUGCUUAUGUAGGGACCCUGCAGGUGUGGUUCUCCUGUGUGGAUCACCAGACCCGGCUGGGGGUCCCUGACUUCAACUGUGAUUCAUCCUCCAAACCUCCUCCCCAGUCCGAGGCGUGCAACCCGUCCCCCUGCCCCCCUGUGUGAGACAGCACGCCUCAAACGCACAAAAAUACAGUUAUCAUCUGUUCUGUAAUGCAGUUAGUCUCAUAUCUUCUGUGACAACCAGGUGGCGCUCUAAGCAAGGAGUCUGCAGUGUUACGUGUGGAGGAGGGGUGGCCACCAGGGUGCUGUACUGUGCUGUGGUGACAGAGGGAGAGGAGGAGGAGGAGGUGGUGGAGGAUUCAGGGUGCACAGACUUUCCAAAACCUGCAGCAGUGGUUUCAUGUAACACACACAGCUGCCCAGCAAGGUAAAACACACACAAACACACACUCACACACACACACAUUCUGCAAGUGUGAAAUCUAUUUUUGCAGAAGACAGAAUGGUCUGAAUCCGUCUGUCGCUGGUGCAGGUGGAAGGUAUUCAGGACUUCACCCUGCUCGGUCUCCUGUGAUCUGGGUGUAGCUCAGAGGACUGUGUCGUGUGUCCAGUUCCUCCACGGUAAAGAGAGCGUCGUCCCCGAGGAGAACUGCCACACGGCUGUCAAACCAGCCACCACAGUGCCCUGCCUGCUGCAGGUCUGCACCUUCAGGUGGGAGGUGAAGCCGUGGAGUCAGGUACAUGAAACUGAAGACAAAUGAACCCGAACGUUCAGAUUAGAUUAGAUUCAGGAUGCCCAUUAAAGGAGAGCUCGUUAAUCCUAAUGACCAAAUAUUAAUGAAUAUCUAUCACUAAUUUCCCAAGAUGAAAGGUAAACCAUCUACAUCUAUAAGGUUUUUAUCUAUGAUGGUGUGUCACUAUAAACUUUUAAUACCUGGUUCUGGACUGGUGGUUCAUGAAAAGGAGGUGAGGGUGCGGGAUGUGAUGCCACUGUGUCAAAACACCAUUAAUCAGCUGAUUAAGCAGGAGCCAUGUUUACAUGUGCAAAAUUUCUUGAUCCGAUUAAAAAUGUGAGCGAUCUGAUAAUCUGAAUCUACUGUUUAUAUCGGUGCAAAAUCAAAUGAUCCGAUCAUGACGUGCGUAUACAUGCACUAAGCUUUAUUCAGAUUAGAAGAAUUUGGACCAAACCAACAAACACGUUAGUGGCUCACUCCAUCUGAUUCAAGAGUUUUCCCCUUUAGAUGUUGUCACUAGAUGGCACCCUCGCCUACUUAUUUUACUGUUCUGUCAAAGGUUGCACUGUGCGUGCAGAUGUGACAUCAUCACGCUGCAUGUACGCCUUGUUAUGUUACCGGAAGAGCAGACAUGCGGUUGUGUUUUAUACCAGAGUGUUAAUAAUGAAACCUCAACAAAUAAACCAAAGACGAAAGAGUGAAGACCGAGUCAGGUAAGAGAGUCACGAUCGGAAUAAGUGUUUGCAUGGAAGAGUUUCGCAAUAACGAUCGGCAUAAACCGCCCCUCUCGAUCGCAUUUUUAUUCCGAUCGGGCCUUUAUUCCGAUUAUUUGUGCUCAUGUAAACGCAGCUAGUUAGCGUAUCUCUGCUCCCCAGUGUUCGGUACCCUGUGGUUAUGGGAUCCAGUCCAGAGCCGUGUCCUGCAUGGGCCCCUCCAACCCUGAGCCCAUCAGCCCUCUGUUCUGCUUGCACAUGCCUAAGCCAAUCACCAUCCAGGGCUGCUUUAACGACAGCUGCGCCGAUGUGCCGACCACCUCAGAUGUUACCACUGCAGACCAGACUGAAGCGAAGGCCAGCAUCCCAGAGGAGCAGCUUCCCCCAAACCCUACAGAGAUCAUCACCGUCCUGCAGACCACAGCGCCCCCUACUCCUGGAGGAAGUAAGUUCCCAUGAGCCUCAGUUGCUCACAUGUUCUGAGAAAGAGUUGAAGACUAAAGGUGGUGUUUGUUUUUUAUCCCAGGUGCAUGUGGACAGCUGCUCCUGGAAGAGUCAGGAACGGUGGACUUGAGAAACGUAAGCAGGCGCUGCACCGUGUCCAUCGGUCGACCCCUGGAUGAGGUGAUUCAUCUGAAAGUGGAGUCUGGCUCCUUAAACUGCAGAAGAAGUAGGUUUUAAUAAAUGUAUACAUAAUUAUAGUUUCAUGACUGUUUAUGUUACAUAACUAAUACUGUGUUUCUGCAGAGGAGAGUGUCGCCUUUUUUGACCGCCUGGUUUUGGUGAAGAAGUGCGAGCAGGUAGCAGGCAGCGAGCUGAUCACAAGAACAAACGUCCUGCUGGUGCGUCAGAGUUUGCUCGCCCCUGGGAGCGGGAUCGUGUUCACGUACAGGUCUCAGAAAAACACGAAGAAGAACCACUAUCAGGGUAAGAGGCAGCUCUUUCUUUCUGGAGUCGUUUACGUGAGGUGAGCUCAUCGUCUGAGCGGAUUGCAACAUAAAAGCUCCGACUGAAUCCAGAGAGAUGUGUGCAAUGAUGCUAACAACACUUGCAGAGUCUAAUGCAAUCAGAUACAAGAGCCCUGCAAUUAAAGCAGGAACGCUGGGAGAAUCAUUUUUGUAAGGCUGACAGAGCGGCGACAACGAUGACCCUCAUUUUUAAGGUUUCAUUCUCACUUAUUCCAGCUGCUGAACAGUUCAGGAUCUCCUCUGUCAAAUGUUCACAAUAGUUGAUGGUUCAGGACUCCAGGGAGGCCGGUUUAGCAGCAGGACUCUUCUACUACAGAGUCAUACUCUUGUUGUAUUAUGAAAGGCCUUCCCUAAAAAAGUCAUUGUGUGUAUAAAUGUCUGUCAUAAACAUGUACGAGUGAUUAUGCAUCACCGUAUACCAUCAGAUGUGCCCCCUUUAAAGUGCAGUUCUUGUGUCCUGGUGGUUUCUCUUCUCUUUAAAGCAGUUGAUGCUGGAUCCAUGAUUUCCAGUUUUCCCCGUAUAAAUAUAAUAUAAAAGGAUCUUGUUUAUAAAUAGUGGUUCAUUUGUGGAUGUAGUGACAAAUUGUGUUCACAGACAAUCAUUUCUGAAAGUGAUUUUUAGCUUAUGCGGUAACUUCCACUACAGAGUCAUGUCUAUUCUAACAUAGUGCUGCUUUGUUUUACUCCUUGGCCCUUUUGCAAACAUAAUUUUUCAGAUUUUCCUGAACCUCUUAAUGAAGUUCUGUCCUGUAGGUGAUGAAAUCUGCUAAAUCUCUGCACUUUCACACUAAAAUGACUUUAUUAGCUCACGCAGUCUCUCACAGAGUCUUCUAUAUAAAAGAGAAUCAGGGCCACAAGAAGGGAAAAAAAUAUUACAGGAGGGAGAUUUUUUAAAUUAAAUUAAAUAACUUAACUUUAACUUAAAUAAAUUGAAAUUUUAAGAUUUAAAAAAAUCAAAACUAAGUGAAUAAAGUCAAAACUUUGAAACUUUAGUUUCAAACUUAAUUUUUUUUUAUCUCAAAAUGUUGGCAUUAUUUACAACAUUUUGACAUUUUGUAAUCUUGAAAUUUUGACUUUAAACUUGAAAUUUCAAUUUUUUAAUCUUAAAAUCCUGACUUUGACAUGUUUUUGAUUUUUUAAAUCUCAAAACUUAGACAUUAAUUUUUAAUCUCCUUCCUGUAAUUAUUUUUUUUCUCUUCAUUUGGCUCUAAUCCUCUUUUGUACUUCUGUCACCUUCUUUGUUACGCUGCUAUAAUUAAAUUCACAUCUUUAUGGUCUAAAAAUAUCUUUGUUUAAAUACUGUUUUAAAUUAUUGCAGUAGAUUAAAUUAGAUCUGAUUAAAGGGUUAUUCCCAACAUUUUUAACUCAGUCUUUCUCUGCUGCACAGAUUGUGACAUUCAGCUGUUUUCCUCGAGCGGCGUCUUUGAGAACCCCACAACCUCCAGCACCAACCACACCUGUCGGGUCCUCAUCAACGCCCCUCCAGCAGUGAAGAUCAGAAUCCAGGCGCUGCACAUAGGAUUAGUAUUCAACUCCACCAACUCCCAGUCUACGUUUAUAAUGGUGCGGACGAGCUUUCUCAUGUGCAGUUGUUUUUUUCUUUUGUGCUGCAGAUCGCAGGAUAAAGAACGAGUGUAAUAACUUGUGCUCUAUUUUGUCUUCUGCUCAGAUCCGGGACAUGGACAAGGUGAAGACAUAUGUGUUUAAAGGCCAACAGCUGUUUCAGUGGCAGUCGUCUGGAAACAUGGCUGAGAUUGAAUUUCAUGGAGACUACCUGCAUUCACAAGGGAGCUUCAGAGCUGAAUACUCCUUUGUGCGUCUUUGAUACUCGAUGUGAACUGUUUUUAGGAGGUUUGACGUCAGCCACAGCCUGUUUUUGUUUCAGCGUGCGAAUAAUUUUAACCUGAAAUGAAUCAGCAACAAACCAAAACACUCAAAAUCUUUAACUCAAAGAGGACAGAGGACAGGACAAGGAAAUGGCACUGUAUGAACAAAGAAAUAAAUAUCAUUACCAUUACAAUCAGCAAAGUUCCUUUCAAGUUUAUA
This is a messenger RNA of Xyrichtys novacula (pearly razorfish), 19107 nucleotides long. The record is from the annotation of a GenBank genome assembly. NCBI's taxonomy places the organism in Eukaryota, Metazoa, Chordata, Actinopteri, Labriformes, Labridae.